GUCAGAAGAGCAAAGCACGUUCCUCACUGUUUAGGUUUGGCGCGCAUCCUUGCCCGAAUGACGGGUCACAAAGAAUCUCGGGCUCGACGGCCAGUAAUGAUUGAUGACUCUGAUGAUGACAUCAUGAAUGAUGCUGAAGCUGCGGCCCAGGGCUGGGGCGUCUACAGCUCGGGCGUCUACGCUGCCGCGAGCGCUGCCGCGGCCGCUGCGGCCGCUCGCAAUCCGCUGGGCAUCGUCAAGCCCGGAGCCGGCCCCGACGUCCGCGGCACCGCUGCCGCCUCCGACUCGGAUGACGACCUGCCGGUGGGCGAGCUCGUGGCCAAGCGGCGGCGGCUGAACGGAGGAGGCGGAGGGGGCGGAGGAGCAGGCGGAGGCGGAGGAGCAGGCGGAGUGGCAGGCGGAGCAGGCGCAGGGGGAGGGGGAGGCGCAGGGGGAGGCGGAGGCCAGGCGGCAGCAGCGGGCGGCGCUGCAAGGGUACCGGCGGUAGCGGCAGCGCAGAGGCGCACCGCGGCUAGCGAGCAGGCGGCGGAUGGCGGUGUCAUUACUCUGAGCGAUAGCGACGAAGGGGAGGAGGAGAAGGCGAAGGCAGCGGGGCAGCGGCAGCGGGGCAAGGCCGGGCGCAGCAAACCGGAGGCGGCCGUCGCGCCGCGGUCUACACGACGGCAGUCUCAGCAGACCAAACAGCCGACCAAGCAGCAGCCCAAGCAGCGGCCAAAGCAGUCACCUGCUCGGAAGAGCAGGGGCGCGGCCGCGGCUGGCGGUCGGCGAGGGGCGGCCGCCGCCAAGGCGUCUGAGGACGGGGAGGAGGACGAGGAGGAGGAGGAAGAGGAGGUGGUCUCUGAGCCGGAGGACUCUGAAGAGCCGCCGCCGCCGGCCAAGCGGCAGCGCGGCAGCGGCCGCAAGGGCACGGCAGCAGCCACAGCGGCAGCUGCAGUCGGCCGGGCUGCGCGCAAGCCCACGGCCCAGGCCAAGGGCGGGGGCAGCGGCCGGGGCAAGGGCGGGGACGCGGAGGACCCGGAUUGGGCGGAGUCCGAGGAGGAGGAGGGCGCUGACGCGGAGGAGGAGACAUCCGAGGAGUCGGAGUCAGCGGUGGACGAGUCGGAAAGUGAGGAGGAGGACUUGGCGUGGAGCGCGGAUUCGGAGGAGGAGGAGGAGGAGGAGGAGACGGAUUUAAACGAUGACAGCGGCGACGACGGCGGCCGCACAGGCAGGAGCCGGCGAGGCGCCACGCUGACUCGGACGCGGGCCACACCGGGCAGCAAGGCCGCCGGCAGCAGCGGCAGGGGCAGGCGCCAGGCCGCCGCCGCCACAGCUGCAGCUGCAGCUGCAGGUUCCGGCGCUGCCCCCGAUGCCGCACAGACGCGGCCUACACGCAGCACGCGCAGCACCCGCGCGACAGCGGCACCGGCUGCUGCCGCGGCGCCGGCUGCGGCGGCACCGGCCGCUGCUGCUGUAGUGGCAGCCGGCGGCCGCCGUAAGCCGAAGCCGCCUCAGGUGAAGGAGGAGGUGGAGGACCUGGUUGAGGACUCGGAGGAGCAGCAGCAGGGGCAGCAGGAGCAGCAGCAGCGGCCUGCCCGUGGCCGGGCGGCGGCGGCGGCGGCGGCUGCACGGCGCAGGCCGGCACUGCAGUUCUCUGACAGCGAGUCGGACGGCGAGGCCGCUGGCGGCGGCGGCGGCGGCGGCGGCGGCGGCGGCGGCGGCGGUGGUGGUGGCGGCGGUGGUGGUGGCGGCCGUUCGGCUGGGGGGCAGGUGGCGGGUGGGGCUGGUGGUGUGAGGAGGGCUGCUGCGACAGCCGCCGCGCCUGCAGGGGCUGCGGCCGGGGCGGGGGUGGAAGAUGGCGAUGUGGAGGUGGAGGUGGAGGUGGAGGAGGAGCCGGCGGCGGACAGGGAUGCCGCUGCUGCUGCUGCGGUCGGCGGGCGACGCCGUCUGCGGCGGCCGGACUCCGCGCCGGUGACCGCUGGUGGUGCUGCUGAGCAGGCCGCGGUGGUGGCGGGCGGCGGCGGUGCCGGCGGCCUGUCAGCGGGUGCGGCUGGGGACCGGGAUGGGCAGGACCAGAACGUGGGGCGGGUGAAGCAAGAGGAGCACCAGCACCAUGAAGACGGCGGCGCAGCGGCGGGAACAGCAGCAGCAGGAGCAGCGGGGGAGGCGGGGGCGAGUGCUGAGCCCGGGAGCGGCCGCAGCGGCGGCUCCCGGCGCGCUCGGGCUGUGCGGCAGUCGGUCACCAGUGCCGAGCUCAAGGAGCGGGCGAGGCGGCGGCUGCUGGGGCCGCUGGCGGCAGUCAAGGAGGAGGACGGCGAGGGCGAGGGCGAGGGCGAGGGCGCGGGCGGGGAGGUCAUUGACCUGGCGUCAGAUGACGACAACGAGGAGGAGGAGGAGGAGGGGGGCGGCGGUGUGGAACCCGACCCCGGCAUAUUCGGUGUGUAUGGGUACGCCCUGCGGCAGCAGCAGAAGCAGAAGCAGGCGGCGGCGGCACGCAGCGGCGGCGGCGGCGGUGGUGGUGGUGGUGGUUCCGCCGCUGCAGGUGGUGGCGGCGGUGGCGACCGGCGGCGCCUGCGUCAGCCCGUGCACCCGGGUCUGCAGGGCGAGGGCGGCGAGGACUGGGAGGAGGCGGCACUGGCGCUGACCGACGACGAGUACGAGGCGGAGGGGGCGGCGGCUGCAGGCGGAGGAGGAGGAAGAGGAGGAGGAGGAGGAGGAGGAAGAGGAGGAGGAGGCGGAGGAGGAGGAGGGGGCGUCAACACGGGAGCGUAUGGGGGCGGUACAGGGUUGUAUGGGGGUGGAGGACGAGGAGGAGGCCGGGGCCGCAGAGGAGGGAUGUUUGGAAGCGGGGGUGGUGGGACGUGGCGCGGCCAGCGAGACGCCGACGACCCCCACGCUGCCAUUGAGGAGGGCCGCCCCUUCGAUGAUGGCGGCGGCGACGCGGCUGCUGCUGGUGGAGGCGGCGGAGCUGCUGGCGGCGGCGGAGGCAGUCGCCGCGCGGGCGCUGGCGGCGGCGGCGGCGGCAGCGGCGGCCGCGGGCGGCGCGGGCGAGCCGCCGGCCGGGUGGCGGCGGCGGAGGAUGACGGCGACGAGGAGCUCCUGAGUGAUGACGACAGCCUGAACGACUUCAUUGUGCGCAGCUCGGAGGAAGAGGAAGAGGAGGAGGAAGGGGAGGAGGAGGUGCGGACGCCUGUGCGCAAGCGGGGCAAGAGCAGCAGCAACAGCAACGACAAGAGAGACAGUCGGCGGCGCAGCAGUGGCGGCGGGCGGUCAGGUCGGGGGCGGCGCGGCGGCGGCGGCGGCGGUCCCGGCCCGCUGCUCCACUCCCCCCCUGUGGCUGGUCGGCUGCACUCGGACGAGCUGGAGAACUUCAAGCGCUGGGUGACCCCCAUGAUGUGCCGCGCGCUGGGGCUGGUCAUGUCCGGCCGCAGCGGCGAGGAGCUGCAGGAGCGCAUGGACCAGCGGGCAGCGGCCAGGCAGUUUGAGGACCGGCUGACGCACGCGCGGUACUCCACGCUGUCCUUCCACUGGGUCAACGCCUCGGUCAAACACGGCCUGCUCAAGACGCUGGAGCGCUACCCUCGCCUGCUGAUCAAGGGCCUGACGCCGCUGGACUUCUACGGGGCGGCCGGCGCGGCGGCGGUGCAGGCGGACAUUGCGGCGGAGGAGGCGGAGGACUGGGAGCACCUGCAUGGACACCUGGGCACGGACCUGGAUGCCGGCCCCACCUGCACAAUCUGCAACUCCAGUCGGGCUCGGCACCGUGUCCACUCCAUCAAGCUGGAGGGAGACCCCGUGGACCGACCCCGACCCGGCGGCGGCGGCGGCGGCGGCGGCGGCGGCGGCGCGGGGCCCUCCACCUCCGACGGCCGCGGCGCCGCUGCCGGCAGCCAGCGGCAGUGGCGGCGCAGCCGCAACUCCGACGCCGAUGCCGGGGAUGAGGGCGGGGACGAGGACGGGGAGGGAGACGAGGAGGGAGACGAGGAGGGAGACGACGAGGGAGAGGAGCAGGAGGAGGAGGAGGAGGCGGGGGGCGGCUCCCGCCUGCCAGACGAGGUGGAGUUCAGUGCGGGCGGGCAGUGUGUGGACCGGCUGUUCCUGUACCACGCGCUGUCGCACUUCCGGCGGCGGCUGGCGGCGGGGCUGACGCAGAAGCUGCACCGGGUGCUGAGGUACAAGCUGAGGGCGUACGACGACCUGGACGCCGCGACGGGUCAGGUGCGCGACUCGGUGCGGAGGGCGGCGCUGCUGACGCUGCUGGACACGGACCGCGAGCGCUUCCUGGUGAUGCUGCUGUGCAAGUACCGCGACGUCAUCGCCGCGGCGCAGCGGCUCAGCAUGAGCGAGAACAAGCGCAAGGCGGAGCGGCACAAGCCCGGCCGCGUGGUGGCUGAGGCCAUUUUCGCGGUGCACAACUCCUCCGACGGCUACGAGCCGCCCAUCCCCGGAGUGCCGCCGCUGGAGCAGGACGAGGCGGAGUGGGAGGAGGAGGAGGAGGGGGGCAGCGAGGAGGAGGGGGAGGAGGAGGAGGAGGAGGAGGGGGAAGAGGGCGACGAGGAGGGGGAAGAGGGCGAGGAGGAGGAGGAGAAGGUAGGGGCUGCCGGCCCCACACAGGCGCGGCCCGUCGCCGCGGCCACUGCGCCGGCACGUGGCACCCGCGCCGCCGCACAGGCCGCACAGGCCGCACAUGCUGCUGCUGCUGCUGCUGCCGCCAGUGCGGGUCUUGCCGCGGACUCGGAGGAGGCGCUCCUGCACGACAGCGACGCCAGUGGGGACGAACACCACAACCACAACCAGUGCAACCACCAGCAACACCACCCGCACAACCGCCAGCAGCAGCAGCAGCAGCAGCAGCAGCAGGAGGAGGAUCCCGACACGCCGGGUGCGGUCAGGCCCGGCGGCGCGCUGCAGCGCCUUAAGAGGGUCGGCGCAGGUGGAGGCGGCAGAGCGGCGGCACGUGUCCUGAUCGAAGACGACGACGACGACGACGUCAAGGCGGCGGACGGAGGCGCAGCAGCAGGGCCCGCCGCCGCCACCUCCGGGGGCGCCGCGGGCACGCCCCAGAGCGCCGCGGCGGUGCGCCAGGCCACGCGGCUGCGGCGGGCGGCGGCGCAGUCAGCGGCGGCGCCGGCAGACGGCGGUGGUGGCCGUGGUGGUGGCGGUGGCGGUGGCGGGGCGGCGACGCCCGUGUCCCGCCCAGGCGGCGCGGGCAGCCGGCGUGAGGUGUCGCCUGCAGACGUGCAGGCGGUGCUGGUGGCGGCGGCGGCGGCGGCGCGGCCUUGCUCCCCCACUGCCUCGGAGCUGUCUGCGGCGCGGCGCUACCAGGCGUCCAUCACCGACUUCUUCAAAUCCACUCCACAACCAAAGCAGCGGCGGCCCGACAGCGGCCGACAGGGCCAGAUGCAGGGGCGGCGAGGGGGCAGUGCCACUGCAGGCCCAAGCGGCAAUGGCAAUGGCGGCGGCGGCGCGGCUGGCGGCGCCGGGGCGGCUACGGGCUCGGGCGCGGCGCCACCCCUCACCCCCCGCGGCGGGUCGCGCCUGGGCCCUGGCGCGGGGCAGCCGGCACCCACAGCCGCAGCCGCAACCGCUGCCGAUGCUGCCGGUGCUGACUUGGACCAGCAGCAGCAGCAGCAGCAGCAGCAGCAGCAGCAGCAGCAGCAGCAGCAGUGGGAGGCGGCAGUGGAUGUGGUGGAUGUGGUGGACGUCGCGGACAGCAGUGGGGACGAGGGGCGGCAGGCGGUGGGGAUGGCGGCCGCAGGGGGAGACGCAGGCGGGGCGGGGCGCGGGGAGGGGGCGGCCGACGAGGCGGCAGACGAGGGUGACGGGGAGGAGCUGGCAGUGGUCGGCAGUGGGGCGGAGGCGCUGGCUCUGGCGCGGCAUGUGGCGGCGGGGGCGGCGCUGGAGGAGGCGGUGGCGGCGGAGGAGCAGCAGGGGGCGGCUGCGGCCGUGCUGGUGCCGACCCAGGUUUACGGUGUGGCGGCUCGGCCGCAGGUGGAGGUGGGGGAGGGGCUGGGGGCGGGGGUGGCGCUGAGGGCGGUCGCAGGCGUGGGCGGCGGAGAGGCGGGAGGCAGCGGCGGGCGCAGCAGGCCGGCGGCUACAGCCGCAGCCGCCCGCCGCGGGCCAGCCGGCAGUCGCGGCGCAGGGGUACGAGGCGGCGGCGGCGGGGGCGGAGGAGGUGGAGGUGGAGGGGGAGGGGGCGGCAGUCUGGCGCAGCGGCUGAAUGCACUGUCGGCGGCAGCGCUGCCGGGGCAGCAGCAGCACCAGCAGGGGCAGCAGCAGCAGGGGCAGCAGCGAUAGGAGCAGUAGGCGCAGCUAGGGUAUUGGCACUGGGUGGAGGACGUUGUAUAUGACAGUCUGAGCCAGUGACACGGCUGCAGGGUGAGGGGUGAGGGGUAGGGGUGUCGUGCGAUUGGGAUUGCGGUCAGGCGGGUGUGUUGCCGGGCUCAUGGAGAGUAGGGAGUAGGGAGUCCUGGUAAGUUUAGCUGCUUGUUAGCUGCUUGUCAGCUGCUGGGCGGUGUUGGCGCCCUGUAGCCCGGGUUGCGCCUUCCCGCAGCACCGGCGCGGUAGGGCGGAAUGCGCGGUGGUGUUUGGGGUGGCCGGUGGCGGGGCCGCUGGCUCUGGGGGCCUGACCAGCAGUGACGUCGUGGUGGCCGCAACUG
This is a messenger RNA of Chlamydomonas reinhardtii, 6638 nucleotides long. RefSeq lists its product as uncharacterized. The transcript has 11 exons. Gene Ontology annotation, biological process: regulation of DNA-templated transcription. Gene Ontology annotation, cellular component: RSF complex. NCBI's taxonomy places the organism in Eukaryota, Viridiplantae, Chlorophyta, Chlorophyceae, Chlamydomonadales, Chlamydomonadaceae. The coding region runs from base 97 to 6276 and encodes 2059 amino acids. The record is from RefSeq and is a predicted model, not a curated record.